Triticum aestivum (bread wheat) is the source of this 792-nucleotide messenger RNA. RefSeq names its product mitochondrial import inner membrane translocase subunit TIM10. The transcript is spliced from 5 exons. Lineage: Eukaryota; Viridiplantae; Streptophyta; Magnoliopsida; Poales; Poaceae. Gene Ontology annotation, biological process: protein insertion into mitochondrial inner membrane. Gene Ontology annotation, cellular component: mitochondrial inner membrane. The record is from RefSeq and is a predicted model, not a curated record. Bases 149 to 523 code for a protein of 124 amino acids.
AGGAGGGCAAAACCCUAGAGCUUUUCUCGCCGCUGCUCCAGCGUCCCCCCCCGCGACCGCGGCAUCUCGACCACCGCCGCCGCCGCCGCCGAGCUCGCGAGGUCUCCGGCCUCCUCCGGUCUUCCUUCCCGGCUGAGGCGUCGCGACAAUGGCUGGCCCCAAGGACGUGCGGAGCGAGCUGGAGAAGGAGAUGGUACACGCGCCCAUCUUUGCUACCGGAUUUUUCAAGUUUUUUUUGUGUGUGUGCGCCAUCCUCUUCGAUUUCGAGUUUGUGAUGAGGUUAAUUGACGGCAGUGGUUGCGCGAUGCAGAUGUUCGGGAUGGCCGAGAAGGAGAUGGAGUACCGGGUCGAGCUUUUCAACCGGCUUACACAUGUCUGUUUUGAGAAGUGCAUUGAGAAAAGGCAUAAAGAAGGUGAACUCAAUAUGGGAGAGAACAGUUGCAUUGAUCGGUGUGUUUCAAAGUACUGGCAGGUGACUAACAUUGUCGGCGGAAUGCUCGGGACUCAGCAGACCCCGAUGUGAGCGCUCUGAGAAGCAGUAGUCGCAUUUUCUGUAGCAGGAUACCGUCGCCAUGUUUCUCCUCCGUUUUUGUUUUGGAAUGUUCGCCGUUUCGCUAAGUAAAAGCAUGAGUGACUGACUAAUUCAUAUAUACUGUUCAAAAGGGAACCUCCCAGCGCGUCGUGCUUUCCAGUGGUGUACCGUGUCACUGAAUCAUGGGCAGAGGCGCAUGCCUGUAAUAAUUUGGUACAGCUCGAUAGAUUUUGUUGCCGAAGCUUCUCCUUUCAUGGUUA